GUGUUUUCCGUAGUCAUCGUGAACCGAAGGGCUAGCUGAUCGCUGCCUUCCGCACAAAGAAAGAACGGAAAAAAGAACAAAUCUUUCCGUUUCGAGCCCAGCAAAACAAUGCCGUUGGAAAACCUGGAGGAGGAGGGUCUGCCCAAGAACCCCGACCUGCGGAUCGCGCAGCUGAAGUUCCUGCUCACGAUGGACGGGCACCGGCAGGACGCCGCCGUGAAGACGGAGCUAAUGGACGCGAUCACGGCUAACAAUAUGGCUCCGUACUACGAAGGUCUGUGCAAGGAUCUGAAGUGGCAGCUGGACGGAGAUCUGCUGAGCAAAAUGAAGAAGACCAACGAGGAGGAGCUGAAGCGCCUGGACGACGUGCUGGAGGACGCCGAGAAGAGCCUGGGAGAGAGCGAGAUACGGGACGCCAUGAUGGCCAAAGCCGAGUACCUGAUCCGGAUCGGAAACAAGGAGGGCGCCCUCACAGCCUUCAGGAAGACCUACGACAAGACGGUGGCGUUGGGACACAGACUCGACAUCGUCUUCUACCUGCUGAGGAUCGGACUCUUCUACAUGGACAGCGACCUCAUCACACGCAACUCGGAGAAAGCCAAGAGCCUUAUCGAGGAGGGCGGCGACUGGGACCGGAGGAACCGGCUGAAGGUGUACCAGGGCCUGUACUGCGUGGCCAUCCGGGACUUCAAGCAAGCCGCCGAGCUCUUCCUCGACACCGUCUCCACCUUCACCUCCUACGAGCUCAUGGACUACAAGACGUUCGUCACCUACACCGUCUACGUGUGCAUGAUCGCCCUCAAGAGGCCCGACCUCCGCGAAAAGGUCAUAAAGGGAGCCGAGAUCCUGGAGGUGCUGCACGGCCUGCCUUCCGUUCGCCAGUAUCUCUUCUCCCUCUACGAGUGCCGCUACUCCGUCUUCUUCCAGUCUCUGGCCACGGUGGAGCAGGACAUGAAGAAGGACUGGCUCUUCGCGCCGCACUACCGCAACUACGUGAGGGAGAUGAGGAUCCAGGCGUACAGCCAGCUGCUGGAGUCCUACCGCUCGCUCACCUUGGGCUACAUGGCCGAGGCCUUCGGCGUCAGCACGGAGUUCAUCGACCAGGAACUCUCCCGAUUCAUCGCCGCCGGACGCCUCCACUGCAAAAUCGAUAAAGUGAACGAGAUCGUGGAAACCAACAGACCCGACAGCAAAAACUGGCAAUACCAAGAAACCAUCAAGAAGGGCGACCUGCUGCUGAACCGAGUGCAGAAGCUGUCGAGGGUCAUCAACAUGUAACCGUGGCAAUCGUCUUGUUGCGCAAGAGGGGCUCUCAUUGGUCGAGCCGAACCAGUAAUGUGUCUGACAAAGUGACUCUUAUAUUGUGUAUAUAAUAAAAUUUGUUUAAACUGUUGACAUUA
This is a messenger RNA of Pseudoliparis swirei, 1400 nucleotides long. RefSeq names its product proteasome 26S subunit, non-ATPase 6 (gene psmd6). The coding region runs from base 109 to 1278 and encodes 389 amino acids. Gene Ontology annotation, cellular component: proteasome regulatory particle. The record is from RefSeq and is a predicted model, not a curated record. Gene Ontology annotation, molecular function: protein binding. Gene Ontology annotation, biological process: proteasome-mediated ubiquitin-dependent protein catabolic process. The transcript has 8 exons. Lineage: Eukaryota; Metazoa; Chordata; Actinopteri; Perciformes; Liparidae.